Messenger RNA from Malus domestica (apple), 2048 nucleotides. RefSeq names its product anthranilate synthase alpha subunit 2, chloroplastic-like. The record is from RefSeq and is a predicted model, not a curated record. Gene Ontology annotation, biological process: L-tryptophan biosynthetic process. Gene Ontology annotation, molecular function: anthranilate synthase activity. NCBI's taxonomy places the organism in Eukaryota, Viridiplantae, Streptophyta, Magnoliopsida, Rosales, Rosaceae.
CUCAGUCUUUCUCCAGUCUCAGCCUCUCAGAAGUCACCACGGCAACUUCGUCUGUUCAAACUCGAAACCAACCUGCUUUCUUCUUCUUCUGCCAUGGAAAUUGGAAACCCUAGCCGUUUUGGCUCCCGUCAACUGCCGUCAACUCUCCCGACGCUGUCAACGGUCUCCGUUAAAUUUCAUAACAGAGUUUCCAGCUCUCUGUCUCUGCUUCGCGCCACGCCCCGUGUCCGCACACUGAGAUGCUCGGCCCUCUCAUCUGCCUCAUUGGCCGACGAAUCAGAGAAGUUUGUAGAAGCCUCGAAGAAGGGGAAUUUAAUUCCUCUGUCUCGGAGCAUAUUCUCAGAUCAUCUAACUCCUGUUCUUGCUUACCGGUGUCUGGUUAAGGAGGAUGAUAGAGAUGCUCCAAGUUUUCUGUUUGAGUCAGUUGAGCCGGGUUCCAACGACUCCAAUGUUGGCCGGUACAGUGUUAUUGGUGCCCAACCAUCCAUUGAAAUCGUGGCUAAGGAGAACAUGGUUACCAUUAUGGACCACAGAGAAGGUUGUAGGACAGAGGAGAUCGUGGAGGAUCCAAUGACUGUUCCUCGGAGAAUCAUGGAGGGAUGGACACCCCAACUUCUUGAUGAACUUCCAGAAGCAUUUUGUGGUGGCUGGGUUGGGUACUUCUCUUAUGAUACAGUACGUUAUGUUGAAAAGAAAAAGCUGCCAUUUCCGAGUGCACCACCAGAUGAUAGAAAUCUUCCUGAUGUUCAUCUUGGUCUUUAUGACGAUGUGAUAGUGUUCGAUCAUGUGGACAAGAAAGCACAUGUAAUUCACUGGGUGCAAUUAGAUCAAUAUUCUUCUGUUGACGAGGCCUUCAAUGAUGGAAUAAAUAGAUUGGAAACAUUGCUAUCUAGAGUGCAUGACAUUAUCACCCCUAGGCUGCCUGCAGGUUCAAUAGAGUUCAACACUCAACUUUUUGGUACUAAAUUGGAGGACUCAAGCUUGACAAGUGAGGAAUAUAAGGAGGCAGUUUUGGAAGCUAAAGAACACAUUCUAGCUGGGGAUAUAUUUCAGAUUGUAUUAAGCCAGCGUUUUGAGAGGCGAACAUUUGCAGACCCAUUUGAAAUUUACCGAGCAUUGAGGAUAGUUAAUCCAAGUCCAUAUAUGACUUAUUUACAGGCUAGAGGCUGUAUUCUGGUUGCUUCAAGUCCAGAAAUUCUGACACGUGUCAAGAAGAAAACGAUCACCAACCGGCCUCUUGCUGGGACAGUUAGAAGAGGAAAAACACCUAAAGAAGAUUUAAUGCUGGAAAAGCAGCUUUUGAAUGAUGAAAAGCAAUGUGCAGAGCAUAUUAUGCUUGUAGACUUGGGAAGGAAUGAUGUUGGGAAGGUCUCAAAACCUGGUUCUGUGAAGGUUGAGGAGCUCAUGAACAUUGAGCGUUAUUCCCAUGUCAUGCACAUAAGUUCAACAGUUACUGGAGAGUUACUUGAUGAUUUAACUAGCUGGGAUGUUCUGCGUACUGCGUUGCCGGUUGGGACAGUCAGUGGAGCACCGAAGGUGAAAGCCAUGGAGCUGAUCGAUAAGCUAGAAGUGACUAGACGUGGUCCAUACAGUGGUGGCUUUGGGGGAAUUUCGUUUUCUGGCAACAUGGACAUUGCCCUUGCUCUGAGAACUAUUGUUUUUCCAACUAGCUUUCGGUAUGAUACAAUGUAUUCAUACAAGGACGCAAACAAGCGCAGAGAGUGGGUCGCUCAUCUCCAAGCCGGGGCAGGAAUUGUUGCUGACAGUGAUCCAGCCGAUGAGCAGAGGGAGUGCGAGAACAAAGCUGCUGCUCUUGCGCGCGCUAUUGAUCUGGCGGAGUCCUCGUUCGUUGAUAAUUGAAUGCGUUUUUUGCUCGUAUACAGAAUCUGGUUUGUAAUAUAUUUCAAGUUUUCCUUAGCAAUUUUUGUCGUGAGUUGAGUUGAGUCGUCUUUUUGUAUGAAUAAUGUGAGUUUGAUAAAAGUAAAAAGAUCUGAUGUUAGGAACUGUAAAUUAUAUCAGAUGAUGGGAAUGUUAACGUUUUAAGCAAA